AAAGAAAUGCACGUAUGUAUGUAGGAAUCUUUUGUAUUGGAAAGGAAGAAUGGGGGCAUCAUCCAUUAAAGGGCGUCUUUCUUAAUCCUGUGGUUUUCAAUCAUCAGUUUGUGCCGUACAGACUCCCCCGAGUUGGUUCUCGCGUCUCUUGUUUCUCUCUCUCUCUCUCUCCCCACACACAUUCCAUCUCUAUCUCUCUCUCUCCACAUUGCUGCCCUGUUCUUGAUAAAAUUCCUAAAUUUUUUUUGGGGCUUGAACGUAAGGAUGAGCAACGAAGAAGAGAAGAGGUGUCCACUUUGCGCAGAGGAGAUGGAUUGGACAGAUCAGCAGUUCAUGCCUUGCAAAUGUGGUUAUCAGGUUUGUGUUUGGUGUUGGCAUCACAUAAUUGACAUGGCAGAGAAAGAUGAGACAGAGGGGAGAUGUCCAGCAUGUCGGACAAUAUAUGACAAGGAGAAAAUUGUGGCAAUGCAAGCAAAUUGUCAAAGGACAAUGACCAAAAGUUCAAGUAAGAAAGCUAAACCACCAAAGGCCAAGCCAAAAGCUAAUGAAGUAAAGAAGGAUUUGACAAAUGUUAGAGUGAUUCAGAGGAAAAUGGCGUACGUCAUUGGACUACCUCUCAGUCUAGCUGAUGAAGAUGUACUGAUGCGGAAGGAGUAUUUUGGUCAGUACGGAAAAGUGACAAAGGUGUCUCUCUCACGGACAUCUGGUGGGGCCGUUCAACAGUUUAUCAAUGACACAUGCAGUGUAUACAUAACAUACAGUAAAGAAGAAGAGGCCUUAAGAUGUAUUCAAUCAGUUCAUGGUUUUGUCCUGGAAGGUAGACUUUUGAGAGCUUCAUUUGGAACUGCGAAAUAUUGUCAUGCUUGGCUGAAAAACAUGCCAUGCAACAAUCCUGCCUGUUUAUAUUUGCAUAGUAUUGGGGCUAAUGAAGAUAGUUUCGGAAAAUAUGAGGUUGCUGCUGUUCACACGAGGAGUAGAGUCCAACAAAUUGUUGGUGCCACGGACAAUGUGGUAAAGCGCUCCGGCAACGUGUUGCCUCCUCCCCUUAGUGAUAUUCAAAAUAGUACCAGUACUUUUACUGACAAAUCUACUGUAAGAAGUGGCAUAUCAGAUGCUCCUCAUGUUUCUGGAAAUAGCACCUAUGAUACAACAUGUCCACAUUUUUUUAAACAGAAGCAAGGAGCCAGUGCAGUACCCCACAAAUUGGCAACUUUUGUAGAUAUUGUCGGACGGUCUAAUUCUGCUGCUCAUGGAAAGGAAGGAAACAGCUCUGAAGAUGCGAGGAUUUUAGACCUACGUUCUGAAUUAUCUUCAGCAACAAUUAAUGGAAACAUACAUGCAGGAGAGGCGUAUCCCGUUCCUAACCUGCUUAAGGUCUCCUCAUUUAAUCACAUGAGGAAUGAGUUAUUUAAAAAUAGCCCAGAUGAACCACUCAGAGGAGAUUCUUUGUUAUCCAAUACCCAAGGAUCUAAGGACACCUGUGGUUCAAGUCAUAGAACUUUCUUUCUCCAUCCUUCUUAUCCUGCAACCUUUUCAGAGGAUUCAGGUGGUCCAGCUUUAUUCUGCAAGAAGACACGUAGUGGGAAUGAUUUUAAUCUGAAUCAGAGUCUUGUAGACAAUCGUGAUAAUGAGGCUUCUCUACCUAUCACAUAUGUAAAUUCCAUGUUAAAUGAUUCAGGCCAGGAGUUGAAGUUUCCAAGUCCUGCUAAAUCUGAUAGAACUCAUAGAAAUUUCAAGUCGUUUUCCAAUGAAGAAAUAGUUGAGCACUUACGAAGAAUAGAUGAUGAUAACUUUACCAAUGUCGAGGAGAAUUCUGCUUUAGUUGCUGUAGAGAGUAGUAUAAUUUCAAAUAUCAUGUCGGUAGAUUUUGAUUCAUGUGAAUAUUCUUUAGCGAUGACUAACGCUUCGUCUGAGUUGCUUGAUGAAACUGAUGGCUUGGGCGGUUCUUCCUGGAGUUCCCUAAAUAGUGACCUAUCAGGGUACUCAUUCAUUAAACAAGAUGGCUUUGCAAGUCAAAUGCCUAGGUCCAUCCUUCCAGAUUAUGGGGAUAACAAAGAGCAGUAUUUGUGUAAGCCACAAUAUCCAGUAAGUAGGCCUCAAAGUUUGGCUCCGCCUGGGUUCUCAGUGCCAUCUAGAGAUCCACCUCCAGGGUUUUCGUCGAGUGAGAGAACAAGCCGUUUACCCCGCGUCUCAUCAGGUUGUCGUUUGGCUAAUGCUUCCCCUUUUUCCAGCACUUUGCUUCAACCAUCUCCAACAAGACUCAGUGGCAGCCUCGAGAAUGCUAAUUUAUCUUCUCCUGCCAUAUUAACUUGUGGUAAAGGUCAACAGACAUAUGGGUUUACAACCCCAGGCUUUGAAAUGAGGCCAACAGGUGUUCCAAGCCUGAGUGCACUAGACGAUGAAUCCAGAUUUUGGCUUAUGAUGUCCCAAUCAACAUCUGCACAUCCAAACUCAAAAUUCUCUAAAAUGUUUGCUACCCAAACUCCGUUAAUGCAGCAACAACUGAGUCAUUCUAGUCAUAUGGGCAACGGGCUGUCUGGAGCAGACGAUGUUUAUGGUUUACAUCCAAGACUAGUUGAUCAACACCAAAACUACAACCCCUCUUUCUUCACUCCAACAUCACAGCAGAAGUAUGCAAAUGGUCGCAUUUCCAAUACCAACGGCCACCAGCAUCGUCUGGAUGAGGUCCCACGUAAUAGUGAAACAGAACUUCAGAGAAAGGAGAGAUUAGGAGGAGUCAACAAGUACUUUCCAAGUUAUGGGGAGCUAAUGUUUAGUUCAGCCGACGUGUACAGCAGAGUAUUCAGGUUGUAGUUUCUCAUAACUCUGAUGGCAUGAAUACCUCCCUAAUCAAACUCAAUGUAUGUGCAGUUCUGAGUUCAAGAUGAAGCUUAUUAUAAUUAUCAAACGAUGCUUUGGGGGGUGCAUGUCGGGUUUAUUGUUGUGAAUCUGCACUUAUUCUUUAUACAGAUAUGUGCCUGAUGUGUGCAACGACGUGCAAACUUGCCCAUAUUUUGCUCAUGUUGAUGGUGGCCUCAUGUUAUGUCGUUCCAGCCGGCGCCUACUCAAGAAGUCGUGCACCAUUAGAUCGCACCUGGUGAUAUUAGUAUUUUACUUCAUAACAUCAUCUAUUCAUAUUCGGUAGUUCAAUGAUCACUCAGGGACAGGGCAGUAAAUGAUUCGAAUCGAACCGAAUGCACCA
Molecule: messenger RNA, 3202 nt
Organism: Sesamum indicum (sesame)
Lineage: Eukaryota; Viridiplantae; Streptophyta; Magnoliopsida; Lamiales; Pedaliaceae
Biological process (GO): protein ubiquitination
Cellular component (GO): CCR4-NOT complex
Molecular function (GO): ubiquitin-protein transferase activity; RNA binding
Source: RefSeq, a predicted model, not a curated record